AUGCUCAUUGACAUCUUGGUGUUCACAGGCAAUGACCUUGGAAAUGAUGACAUCAUCGCAGGGAAUGUGAGCAAAUUCAUUGCCACCCCCCUCGGCUAUUUUGGGCCUCCCAAGAAGGGCCAUCUGAUCUUCGAUGCCUGCUUUGAGAGCGGUAAUCUCGGCCGGGUGGAUCACGUGUCCGAGUUCGAGUACGACCUGUUCAUACGGCCCGACACCUGCAAUCCACGCUUUCGAGUCUGGUUCAACUUCACGGUUGAAAACGUGAAAGAAUCCCAGAGGGUGAUUUUCAACAUUGUUAACUUCAGUAAGACCAAGAGCCUCUACAGAGAUGGGAUGACCCCGAUGGUCAAAUCCACCAGCCGCCCCAAAUGGCAACGACUGCCGCCGAAAAACGUGUACUAUUACCGCUGCCCAGACCAUCGCAAGAACUAUGUGAUGUCCUUCGCGUUCUGCUUCGACCGCGAAGACGACAUCUACCAGUUUGCCUACUGCUACCCCUACACGUACACGCGCUUCCAGCACUACCUGGACAGCCUGCAGAAACGGAGCCUGGACUUCUUCUUCCGGGAGCAGCUGGGCGUGAGCGUGCAACAGCGGAAGCUCGACCUCCUGACCAUCACCAACCCCGACAACCUCAAGGAAGGUGCUGAGCAGAAGGUGGUUUUCAUUACAGGCCGAAUUCACCCUGGGGAGACUCCUUCCUCCUUUGUGUGCCAGGGAAUCAUUGACUUCCUUGUGAGCCACCACCCCAUCGCCCGAGUCCUGCGGGACCACCUGGUCUUCAAGAUCGCACCAAUGCUGAACCCUGAUGGAGUCUACUUGGGAAAUUACAGGUGCUCGCUGAUGGGGUUUGAUCUGAAUCGUCACUGGCUGGACCCUUCCCCAUGGGCCCACCCAACUUUGUAUGGGGUGAAACAGCUCAUUAUCCAGAUGUACAAUGACCCGAAAACCAGCCUGGAGUUCUACAUUGAUAUCCAUGCACACUCCACCAUGAUGAAUGGCUUCAUGUAUGGCAACAUCUUUGAAGAUGAGGAGAGGUUCCAGAGACAAGCCAUCUUCCCCAAGCUCCUGUGCCAGAAUGCUGAAGACUUCUCCUUUUCCAGCACGUCCUUCAACCGGGAUGCAGUGAAAGCAGGAACUGGUCGGCGCUUCCUGGGAGGCCUCCUGGACCACACAUCCUACUGCUACACCCUUGAGGUGUCUUUCUUCAGCUACAUCAUUGGGGGUACUGCGGCGACUGUGCCCUACACCGAGGAGGCUUAUAUGAAGCUGGGGCGGAACGUGGCUCGGACCUUCAUGGACUACUAUCGCUUGAACCCCUUCGGGGAGAAAGUGCCCUUUCCUGUUCCCAGGCUCAGGAAGGAAAGAUCACCUCCGUUCAAGUGCCCACAUGGUCGGGCCCCACCAGGGGCCCACAUCAAAGGAGAAAAGAAGAGCUCUUUGAACCACAAAGACCAGUCACAGUCUUCAUAA
This is a messenger RNA of Gracilinanus agilis (Agile Gracile Mouse Opossum), 1473 nucleotides long. RefSeq names its product AGBL carboxypeptidase 4 (gene AGBL4). The coding region runs from base 1 to 1473 and encodes 490 amino acids. NCBI's taxonomy places the organism in Eukaryota, Metazoa, Chordata, Mammalia, Didelphimorphia, Didelphidae. The transcript is spliced from 12 exons. The record is from RefSeq and is a predicted model, not a curated record. Gene Ontology annotation, molecular function: metallocarboxypeptidase activity; zinc ion binding. Gene Ontology annotation, biological process: proteolysis.